AUGUCCCGACGCUUAGGAAGGCCCGCAAAGAAGAGGGACAGUGCGCAGGACGAUUCCCUGGAUUGUGCAAUCUCAGAUCACCCUCGGCAUCAGACCAAUCGAAGAGUUCGAAGUCCCAGGAAGAGGAAGGUCAAGCGGGACUCGGGGCAGAGAAGUGGGCAUGAUAUAACAAAUCCCCAGGAGGACGAGGAGGUUAUCCUGGACGAAAUCACCUUCAACGACUCCAUUGUAGAUGAUAUGUCUACCGAGGAUACACGCCUACCAACCCCGCCAUUCCUCGAUACAGACAAAUUGUCACUCUAUGAGGGCGCUGAUACCAUUGAUCUAUCCGACAACUGGCUACAGGAGUUUAUAUCUGGACAGUCCGCCGACUUGGCGCAGGACCGCAAUUUUCUCGAUGCUCUUGGUAUAAAUAAUGCCGACACUGGCCUUACAGCCAUUCCAUCAAGCACAAAAGAUCUUACCGGUUCUACUGGGACAAUCGACGUGGCUUCCUUCGAACUGCAAGACCAGGUGCCACUGGGCGCGUAUUAUCCACCAGCAAGUGGCCACUCGGCCUAUAGUGAGCCAACGACGGAAAGUGCGCAGGUAAUGGCUGAUAUAGCGUCCCCUUAUACAGCGUUUCUUAAAAGGGAUUCGAUAGCUUGGCCACAGACUGUACCGUCUUCAACUGAGAGUGAUUCUGCUAGAUUGCCUACUGCAAGCGAUCAUCUGAACCCACUAAUCACAAGCAAGGGGCAACGACGCACCCACGAAUAUAGUCACUCAUCGGAAGGUCCAGGGUUGGCUACGACUAUUACAGCUCGCCAAUAUCAGUGUCAGUGCCAUGAUCAUAUUGCUCGAGAUUUGAUGCUGCUCAAUAUCAGCGCUUCUCGCACAUGGCCAACAGUCACAAUUGACUCGAUCUUGAAAUGCCAGCAGAUCCUACAGCAGUUAACGGACACUAUCCUCGAAUGCGCCAUUUGCUGCAAAACACGGGUAAACUUGCUCAUGAUAGUCGUUGUUAGUAUCGAUAGUCUAGUUACCGCACUCGAAACAAUCACGUCCGUUGACAGUGGUGUUUGGGAUGGCGUAUUUGUCGAGUAUCACGAAAGUCGCCUUCGGGAGUAUGGACAGGAGGGUUUGAAUGGGGCUGCUAGUCGUCGGUACAAGAACGCAAACUUUCAUUUCAAAGCACAGGUAGAGGAAUGUCCAUUAUUAGUGGGUGGGUUCCCAGUCCCAUCGGAAGAGAAGUUUGCUUUUGUGAAGCAAGUUCUGCACGCGCGACUUUGCGGGUUGUCAAGUAUCAUCGGUCGGAUACAGCGCUGUACUGAAGAAAUAUUAGCUCUUCCGUCAUCAUGGGGAAGAUUGAGCAUGAUUACAGAGACAAAUCGAAGGGUGCAGUCGGUUAUGACGAAAAUGAAACUCCCGGCGAAACGUUGA
Messenger RNA from Aspergillus bombycis, 1422 nucleotides. RefSeq names its product AflR-like C6 transcription factor. Bases 1 to 1422 code for a protein of 473 amino acids. Lineage: Eukaryota; Fungi; Ascomycota; Eurotiomycetes; Eurotiales; Aspergillaceae. The record is from RefSeq and is a predicted model, not a curated record. The transcript is spliced from 2 exons.